This is a messenger RNA of Rhagoletis zephyria (snowberry fruit fly), 2329 nucleotides long. RefSeq names its product apyrase. The record is from RefSeq and is a predicted model, not a curated record. Gene Ontology annotation, cellular component: plasma membrane. Gene Ontology annotation, biological process: AMP catabolic process. Gene Ontology annotation, molecular function: 5'-nucleotidase activity; nucleotide binding; metal ion binding. NCBI's taxonomy places the organism in Eukaryota, Metazoa, Arthropoda, Insecta, Diptera, Tephritidae.
GUUUUGGUACUCCUGCUAUCACCUUAUAUUAAUUCGCCUUGUCCUGAGCGCUAACUUUAAAUUGUUGAUGACGAAGGGAGAUUUGAUAGAAAAGCCUUUUAUUGAUCGCCGAAAUGUAUUGUAAAUUGUUUUGAAAAAAGUAAAGUGCAAUUUCAUAAAGUCCCAAAGCAUAAGUUCGAGGGUUAUUUGGAUAUCUUAGAAUUAAGGCGCUGUUAGUUAUUCCUGUGCCGGCGUGUCAACCUAUUCACACUACGGGCCCGCUAAAUUGGAGGGAAAGGCCUUGAAUGGAUUCGUGGUGCAAUAUGAAAUCGAUAACAAUAAUCCUUCUUAUAGUGCCACUUAUCAGUGCCGAACUUUUUCCGUUAUCUAUAAUUCACAUCAAUGAUUUUCACGCAAGAUUCGAGGCUACGGAUACAUCAGGUGGUACUUGCAAUGCUGGCGAAGAGUGUAUUGGUGGUUAUGCACGCACUGUCUACACUGUGAAACGGUUACUCGAAGAGCAGAAGGACCGAAACCCGGUUUACUUUAAUGCGGGCGACAGUUUUCAAGGUACACUUUGGUACAAUAUUGGACGAUGGAAUGUAACAAGUCAGUUUCUGAACAUGCUGCCCGCAGAUGCGAUGACACUCGGCAACCAUGAGUUCGAUCAUGGUAUUGAAGGACUGGUGCCCUUCCUAGAAACUAUCAAUUCGCCCAUGCUGGUGGCUAAUAUGGACGCAAGAGAUGAGCCUGAUAUGCAGGGAAAAUAUCAAAGAUCCAUGAUAAUAGAGCGUAGUAAUAGGAAAAUCGGUGUUAUAGGAAUUAUCCUCGAGACCACUUAUGAUUUAGCAAACACUGGUGACUUGAUUUUUCUUAACGAAAGCGCUGCUAUACGAGAGGAAGCUCAAAAUUUGAAGGCCCAGGGUGCAAACAUUAUUAUCGCUAUCACUCACUGUGGCUAUGAUGUGGAUAAGAUAAUUGCUGUAAACGCCGGUGACGAAGUUGAUGUAAUAGUGGGUGCACAUUCGCAUACUUUUCUCUAUACAGGCGACACUCCACCUGGACCAGAUACUCCUCGCGGUCCAUAUCCCACAGAGGUCAUACACGAAAGUGGCCAUCGUGUGUUAAUCGUUCAAGCUGCAGCCUAUGCCAAAUAUGUUGGCAAUAUAACGGUAUUCUUUGAUGAUGCCGGUAACGUAGUAGACUACUCAGGUGCACCUAUUUAUAUGGGGUCUGAUGUCCCAGAAGACUCAGAAACUGUCGCAGCUCUCCAGCCAAUUAAAGAAGAGAUCGAUAAAGUGGGCUCUGUUGUUCAGGGCGAGACGAAAGUUGAAUUGAGAAAGUCAUCAUGCAGUAACGGUGAGUGCAACUUGGGAAAUUUCUUUUGUGAUGCCAUGAUACACGCUUUUGCUGGAUUAACCCCGUUCUCAGAGCAGCCCUGGACAAAUGUUUCCAUUGGCAUUGUGAAUACAGGGGCUUUGCGUGUUCCACUUUACAGAGGCAACCUCACUUAUGCUCAUAUAGUGGCAAUGUCGCCGUUUGAAAACAAACUCGCCGCAUUUAAUCUUCCUGGCCAUAAACUAUUAGAAGCUUUGGAAUACAGUGUUAGCCCGAUUGACUUGGAAAAUGGAGUCACUAGCUCCUAUAUAUUUGUUCAAGUUGCAGGCCUAAAAAUAACCUAUAACUUUGCCAACACAGCAGGUGAACGAGUAGUCGAUAUAAAAGUACGCUGUGCCGAAUGUGAAAUUCCUGUCUUCGAGGACUUCGAUUCAACGAAAAUUUAUCGUAUCGUAGCGCCGGAUUUCCUUGCAGAGGGAGGAGACGGGUUUACAAUGCUAAGAGAUCAUGGUUCCGACUGGCAAAAGGAGAUGUCCGACUUGGAUGCACUGUUGUCAUAUACAAAUGAAAUAACCCCUAUUUAUACCGGAAACGAAAGACGUAUAACCGUGUUACGAUCGUAGAAAAAAAUAAAAAAAAGUCUGAUCAUGAGCAGACAUAUUAAGAAGAAAACCAUCAUUUGGUCGCAUUAAAGAAAAUACCUGAGUUAUGAAUUUAUUCAUCACAUAAAAUAGCCUAGUGUACGCGGAUUUAUGCAUGUUUAUUAACUAUUAUGUAUAAUAAUCAAACUGUGCUAAUAUUUAAUAAAGUUUUUCUUCAUGUCUAAAGCACCUUCUUGCAAUUUUCGUUUACAAAACCAUCGCGAAAAGAAAAGUAACAAUGUAAAAUAUAUUUAAGAGACUAUUUAGCAUUUUAGAAACAUUGGUUCAUAAAAGUCUGAUGAAAUUAGUUAUUAUAAGCCCUGGAUGUACACUAUGUGCUCUCGGAGACCUGGCACAGGGCGGCAUAGGUA